CUUUCUCUCUCUCUCUCUCUCUCUCUCUCUCUCUCUCUGCCAAACAUACAGACAAUUAUCAAUUAUGCACGUAUCUUUGCACAGGAACUUAAGUUGAAGCUGCACUUAGACUUGCAGAAAGAUCAAACAUUCAAAAUGGAUUGUGGUGAUGGUGGUAGAUCAUGUAACUUAAUGAGGUUUGGAGAUAAUCACAACAACAAUGGAUCAGGGUCACUGUGUGUUCCUCAAUCUUCUGUUGUGUACAAUAAUACAACCCUAAUUUUCUCUCCUCAAGAUCACCAUCAUCGUCACCAUAGCAACUGUGGGACUUCAGCAUCUGCUAUGAUGGUUGAAGAUCAUAACACCAAUAGCAACAGUAAUGUUAAAGCCAAGAUCAUGUCUCAUCCUCAUUACCCUCGUCUUUUAUCCGCUUAUCUUAAUUGUCAAAAGAUAGGAGCACCACCAGAAGUAGUUGAACGACUAGAAGAAGCCUGCCGUUCGUCAUUGAUGGCUGCGAUGUCCAGCCGAUCUGGCUCCGAUGGUGCGGGCACCAGCGGCGGUGGUGCAGGCAUGAGUUCCACCAUUGUUGGACAAGAUCCAGCCCUUGAUCAGUUCAUGGAAGCUUACUGUGAGAUGCUGAUUAAAUAUGAACAAGAACUCUCAAAACCCUUUAAGGAAGCUAUGCUUUUUCUCUCAAGGAUGGAGUCUCAGUUCAAGGCAAUCACUUUCUCAAACUCAGAUUCUGGUUGUGGUGAGGGAGGCAUGGAUAGGAAUGGAUCAUCUGAAGAAGAACUUGAUGUUGACAUGAACAACGGUAUGGUUGAUCCUCAAGCUGAAGAUCGGGAGCUGAAAGGUCAGUUGCUACGCAAGUACAGUGGGUAUUUAGGAAGUCUGAAGCAGGAAUUUAUGAAGAAAAGAAAGAAAGGGAAACUGCCCAAAGAAGCUCGUCAACAGUUGCUUGACUGGUGGACUAGACAUUACAAAUGGCCAUAUCCUUCGGAGGCUCAGAAGUUGGCACUAGCUGAAUCAACAGGGCUAGAUCAGAAGCAGAUAAACAAUUGGUUCAUAAACCAAAGGAAGCGACACUGGAAGCCAUCCGAGGAUAUGCAGUUUGUGGUAAUGGAUGCUGCUCAUCCUCACUAUUUCAUCGAUAAUAUCUUUGGGAACCCUUACCCGAUGGACGUAUCGCUUCUCUAAUAAUUAUAUAUUAUGAUAAAAAGUAAGCUACUGGAGUUAUGAUAUAAUCAUCAUCUAAAACUGAUGUAAGGAUGCAAUGCCUUGCAAGCUAGUGUGUGCCUUUUGCUGUUACCUAUAUUUUGCUUGUUUUAAUUGUUCUCUGUUGAAGUGAUGCAACCGAAAAUCAGACAAUCAGUAGUAGUAAUGUUAAUGAAAAUGUAUUUAAUUA
Helianthus annuus (common sunflower) is the source of this 1384-nucleotide messenger RNA. RefSeq names its product homeobox protein SBH1. Gene Ontology annotation, cellular component: nucleus. The record is from RefSeq and is a predicted model, not a curated record. Gene Ontology annotation, biological process: regulation of DNA-templated transcription. The transcript is spliced from 4 exons. The coding region runs from base 136 to 1176 and encodes 346 amino acids. Lineage: Eukaryota; Viridiplantae; Streptophyta; Magnoliopsida; Asterales; Asteraceae. Gene Ontology annotation, molecular function: DNA-binding transcription factor activity, RNA polymerase II-specific; DNA binding.